AUGUCCCGCCCUUCGUCACCCUCGCCGUCCGAGCAGCGCCGCAAAGACGCCGAACAGAAAGCACGAGAAGAGGAGGAACAAGCCAAACUACCCUAUAAAUGGACACAAACACUAGAAGAAGCGGACGUUAUUGUUCCCAUACCCGGCAACCUGAAGGCACGCGAUCUGAUUGUCGAGCUCAAGAAGACUCACAUCAAAGUCGCGAUUAAAGGCCAGGAACCCAUCCUCGACGGCGACUUCCCGCACCCCAUCCUCGUGGACGACUCCACCUGGAUAUUAUCCACAAACGCCGACGGGACCAAAACCAUCAACAUCAACCUGGCGAAGCCCCGCGGCACAAACUGGUGGGCGCACAUCGUAACGAGCGCACCGGCCAUCGACGUGACCAAGAUCCAACCGGAGAACUCCAAACUGUCCGACCUAGACGGCGAGACCCGCGGCAUGGUCGAGAAGAUGAUGUACGACCAGGAGAUGAAGCGCCAGGGCCGGCCGAGCAGCGACGAGCAGAAGAAGGAGGAUCUGUUGAAGAAGUUCAUGAGCGAGCAUCCCGAGAUGGAUUUCAGUAAUGCUAAGAUGGGUUGA
Messenger RNA from Exophiala aquamarina CBS 119918, 582 nucleotides. RefSeq lists its product as uncharacterized. The transcript has 2 exons. Gene Ontology annotation, cellular component: cytoplasm. Gene Ontology annotation, biological process: protein folding. Bases 1 to 582 code for a protein of 193 amino acids. Lineage: Eukaryota; Fungi; Ascomycota; Eurotiomycetes; Chaetothyriales; Herpotrichiellaceae. The record is from RefSeq and is a predicted model, not a curated record.